UCUCCCUCAGAAUCUGCCCACGAAGUUAGCCGAGGAAAGCCGAAUUUCAAGAGCCGCCCUUUCAAAAAUCAGCAGUACAAACAUCUUGAUCACUUUUCUUCAUUUUUCGAUGUAUACCUAAUAAAUACAUUGUGGCGGCAGACAGGAAAAAGAAGACCACGAUAGGAUUCGUUAACGGUGUCUCUUUCGGCGCAGCCAGGGAGAAACAGGCGUGGGCUUUGUAAAUACAUGGGGUGCCUUCUCAGGCGCCGCGUGCACGUAUAUUCACAUGCGCCUGCGAACACAACUGGAUGCGCUCGAAGAUGGACAGGAACACGAAGAUUCUCCCGAUCGUGAAAGAACAUGGAGUGGAUUAACGUUGUAUUGUGUGUUAAAUAUGGUAAUAAAAAACGAACGCAUGCGACAAAGGCUUGGGGCAGAUACGGACCGUAGGCUAUAUCCUUGCGUUUGUUGCUGCGCCUUUCUUUUGAUUAUUAUUCUGGGAUAGAUUACUUCUAUAAAAAUGUGGCCCAGGUGUGGGCACCCGCUCCAAAGGAAGAACACUGAUAUGUAUCCACAUAUAAUCAGCCUUUUUUAAAUAUGUGAUUUUCUAUUAUGCUUUACUGGUUUAAUUUUUGGCUACUGUUGUUUCCACCGUUGGAUAGAAAGCUGAGAUUUAUGGGAAUUCCGAAGACAUGACAUGCACACGAAAGAAGAGGAAACGCAAUUUUUUGUUCAUUAAAACGAUUUUAUUUCGAGGCACUUAAAUGAAAAUACCCGCAACGGACAUAAGUGUCAUUGCAAUAAAAUACCUUUCCCGCGGGGUUUGGUCCAUUUUAACGGAUUUUUCUGAACAGCUUGAAUGAGACUAGAGACUUGUUCAUUGUAGCUGAUUCAGUUUAUCCCAUAUGUGUUUUUUGUGUUUGAGUUUGCCUUAGAAAGGACGAUAUGGCGUGUUUAAGAUAUUUAAAUCACCAUAUACUUCUCUGUGGCUCUUCCCGUUGCCAAGAAUAAGGCUUUUCUACUCCUACAUUAACUGCAACUAACCACUAAAAAGGCCUGGAUCUGAAUUUGAAGCCUUUUGUGUCGACCAGAGCACAAGAUAACCAGGCCCUGACUCAGAGAAAGCGGGGGUUGAUCAGGGGAACAUGGGGCGAUGCAGAAGGGCCUGCACUCCUUCGUUGUGAGCGGAAGAGGACAGGCAGCCACGAGGACGGAGGAGAGAGCAGCGGGAGGAGGAGGAGGAGGAGGAGGAGGAGGAGGCGAAGGGGAGGUGGCAGAGGCGGCUCGGAGGCGGGAGGACGGCGCUACGGAGACCGCGGGAUGGCCAACGGGAGUGAGAGCGGCGCGGGCGACGACCUCGGCAGCCCGCUGGCGGGCGGGGCCUCGGGCGGGGCGGCGGGCGGGGCGGCGUCCUCGGCCGCGCCCACCUACGCCAAGCUGGUCCUGCUGGGCCUGAUCAUCUGCGUGAGCCUGGCGGGGAACCUGCUGGUCUCCCUGCUGGUGCUGCGGGACCGCGCCCUGCACAAGGCCCCGUACUACUUCCUGCUGGACCUGUGCCUGGCCGACACCAUCCGCUCGGCCGUCUGCUUCCCCUUCGUCCUGGUGUCCAUCCGCAGCGGCUCGGCCUGGACCUACAGCGUGCUCAGCUGCAAGGUGGUGGCCUUCAUGGCCGUGCUCUUCUGCUUCCACGCCGCCUUCAUGCUCUUCUGCAUCAGCGUCACACGCUACAUGGCCAUCGCCCACCACCGCUUCUACUCCAAGCGCAUGACCUUCUGGACCUGCGUGGCCGUGGUCUGCAUGGUGUGGACGCUGUCCGUCGCCAUGGCCUUCCCGCCCGUCUUCGACGUGGGCACCUACAAGUUCAUCCGGGAGGAGGACCAGUGCAUCUUCGAGCACCGCUACUUCAAGGCCAACGACACGCUGGGCUUCAUGCUGAUGCUGGCCGUGCUCAUCCUGGCCACCCACGUGGUCUACAUGAAGCUGCUGCUCUUCGAGUACAAGCACCGCAAGAUGAAGCCCGUGCAGAUGGUCCCGGCCAUCAGCCAGAACUGGACCUUCCACGGGCCCGGCGCCACGGGCCAGGCGGCGGCCAACUGGAUCGCGGGCUUCGGUCGGGGGCCCAUGCCCCCCACCCUGCUGGGGAUCCGGCAGAACCUGCACAACCAGAACCGGCGGCUGCUGGGGAUGGAGGAGUUCCGGGCGGAGAAGAGCCUGGGCCGGAUGUUCUACGUCAUCACGCUCUUCUUCCUGGUGCUCUGGUCACCCUACAUCGUGGGCUGCUACUGGCGGGUGUUCGUCAAGGCCUGCACCAUCCCGCACCGCUACCUCUCCACCACCGUGUGGAUGAGCUUCGCCCAGGCCGGGGUCAACCCCAUCAUCUGCUUCGUCCUCAACAAGGACCUGAAGAAGGGGCUGAUGACGCACCUGCCCACCCGCUGCAGGACUAAACCGCGGCUACCCAGAGAGCCUUACCGUGUCAUGUGACCAGGGAGGGGAGGGGCUUAGGUAGGUAGGUAGGUAGGUAGGUAGGGCUGU
This is a messenger RNA of Anguilla anguilla (European eel), 2517 nucleotides long. RefSeq names its product probable G-protein coupled receptor 173. Gene Ontology annotation, cellular component: plasma membrane. The record is from RefSeq and is a predicted model, not a curated record. The transcript has 2 exons. Gene Ontology annotation, molecular function: G protein-coupled receptor activity. NCBI's taxonomy places the organism in Eukaryota, Metazoa, Chordata, Actinopteri, Anguilliformes, Anguillidae. The coding region runs from base 1303 to 2466 and encodes 387 amino acids. Gene Ontology annotation, biological process: G protein-coupled receptor signaling pathway.